Sciurus carolinensis (gray squirrel) is the source of this 738-nucleotide messenger RNA. RefSeq names its product coiled-coil-helix-coiled-coil-helix domain containing 10 (gene Chchd10). The transcript is spliced from 4 exons. NCBI's taxonomy places the organism in Eukaryota, Metazoa, Chordata, Mammalia, Rodentia, Sciuridae. The coding region runs from base 122 to 544 and encodes 140 amino acids. Gene Ontology annotation, biological process: mitochondrion organization. Gene Ontology annotation, cellular component: mitochondrion; nucleus. The record is from RefSeq and is a predicted model, not a curated record.
GUGUCCCUGAGACCCCGCCCUAGACUCCUCCUCUUUGGCCCCUUGUGACAAGUGCUGCAGCUUUAGUCCGUGAGACUAAGCGGUCUCUGACUCGGCUUGUCCAAGUCCCACCACCGUCACCAUGCCACGCGGGAGCCGAAGCGCGGCCGCCCGGCCAGCCAGUCGCCCAGCAGCACCUUCUGCCCAUCCACCUGCACACCCACCGCCCUCAGCAGCCACCCCGAUUCCUGCCCCCUCGGGCCAGCCAGGUCUCAUGGCACAGAUGGCGUCCACGGCCGCUGGGGUAGCGGUGGGCUCCGCCGUGGGACAUGUCAUGGGCAGUGCCCUGACUGGAGCAUUCAGUGGAGGAAGCUCGGAGCCUGCCCAGCCUGCUGUCCAGCAGGCCCCUACCCGUGCUGCCCCACUACAGAUGGGGCCCUGCUCCUAUGAGAUCAAGCAAUUUCUGGACUGCUCGACCACUCAGAGUGACCUGUCCCUGUGUGAGGGCUUCAGUGAGGCCCUGAAGCAGUGCAAGUACAACCAUGGUCUGAGCUCUCUGCCCUGAAGAUGUUGGUGCAGACUCAUUGGCCAGCUCUGAGAUGACUCCUGAUUCAUAAUCCUGCACCCACCCCAUCCUCUCACCGACAGCUGGACCAUGAUGACAGAUUGUACCUGGGAUUGGGAGUAAGAAGGGGGUUUCUUUCCCCAUAGAUAACUCAAGACACAAAUGUGCAAUUAAAGAGUUUAUUUUAGACCACA